Ochotona curzoniae (black-lipped pika) is the source of this 3733-nucleotide messenger RNA. It is a transcript of the gene MED26, whose product is annotated as mediator complex subunit 26. Gene Ontology annotation, cellular component: core mediator complex; nucleus; mediator complex. The record is from RefSeq and is a predicted model, not a curated record. The transcript has 3 exons. Bases 1101 to 2930 code for a protein of 609 amino acids. Gene Ontology annotation, biological process: positive regulation of gene expression; regulation of transcription by RNA polymerase II. Lineage: Eukaryota; Metazoa; Chordata; Mammalia; Lagomorpha; Ochotonidae. Gene Ontology annotation, molecular function: transcription coregulator activity.
UGCCUGGUUGCAGCUGGGGAGGGAGUCUUGUUCUCUUCCCCCUUGGUGGUGGUCCACUGCACUGUGGCUGGUGGCACAGGGUCUCGUGGACAGCAUGUCCAGGUCUCAGGUAAGACCAGGAAGUGGUCAUUGACGGAAGCCAAAAAAUAGUAAAAGCUGGUUGUGGGCUUGGUUUCCCUGUCUGUGGGAGCGGCAUGUCCCCUGCCUUGGCACUGGGGGCCCCUGGGCAGUGAUGUGGCCAAUCUGGGGGUUGUGCCGGGUGCAGGGCUGUAAAUGCUUGCCUUUGUGCCUUGGCUCCGAGCUCCAUUGAGAUGGCCGGGAUGGCCACUGUCCUCCACAGAUGUCACAUACGUUGGUGUGUGCCUUUGGGGGUGCAGUAGGGUGCUCCAGGAAGCCUUCUGAAAUGCUCUUUCUGUGGAGAUGGGACUCACGUACUCCUGAAGGCAAAGUGGCCAGGGAGUCCAGCUCUCUUCCCUUUGGGAGCUUGAGGGCUGCCAGGCUCGCAGUGCUGGCCCAGGAGGUGCUGUGACAGGUGGGUCAGGUAGAGCCGUGACCUGGGGGACCCUGCCACUCCUCUCAUCUGGAGGGAACGAAGCUGCUUCCGGUGUAGCUGGGCCGUGCUGCCCGGCAGGACUGCGUUCAUCCAGGUUAUACAUCCUAGUAGCCGGUGUGUGGGUGGGUGGAGUCCUCCUCGCGUGGUGGUAAGGGCAUUGGAUGCCGGCGACUGUGAAGCCUGGGGCUCGGACCUCUUAAAUGUGCCUGCGGCCAGGGACUGUGCAUGUGUGGGGCUCUGAGCGAGCGUGAGCAGGGAGCCGGGCAGUGCGCUGUGUGCACCUGUGGCGGCUCUCCCCACGGCUGGCCGGCGGGGGGACAGGAGGGCGGCUUGAGGAUGGUGCUGCUGCCGCUGCACAUGCACAGCACACUGACAUGUACAAGACACGAACACGCACACACGCACGGCUCUCUCCUCUGCCUUGCCCCGUCGUGAACUCCACUACCGGAUGGUUAGUUGACACAUAUUUAAGGUGCUCAUGGGAAAAAAAAAAUGGGGACAGUGUUGAAGAGCUAAGACUAAAAUUAAACCUCUUCAGAGAGAAGCGAUGGAGAAUGGUGUCAUGGAAUGCCUACCUUGGUGGGCAUGCGGUGACACUGCCCAAGCUGGGUUGACCCGAGAGCCACCGAAGCACCUGAGAAGUUGGGGAGGUGACGAAGCACUGCCACGUGACCCCUCCAGUGGGUGUACCUGGGAGGACGCCUGGCUGUCGGCCCUCAAGAUCCGGAACAUGGUGGCCGUGUUGGAAGUCAUCUCCAGCCUGGAGAAGUACCCCAUCACCAAGGAGGCACUGGAGGAGACGCGGCUGGGCAAGCUGAUCAACGACGUUCGCAAGAAGACCAAGAAUGAGGAGUUGGCCAAGCGCGCCAAGAAGCUGCUGCGGAGCUGGCAGAAGCUCAUCGAGCCAGUGCACCCCAACGAGGCGGCGCUGCGGGGGCUGCCAGGGGCCGCGGGCUCGGCCAAUGGGGGUGCGCACAACUGCCGGCCGGCCCGCCCCGUCCACGACCUUAAGAGCCGCAACGACGUCCAGCGGCUGCCCGCACCACGGCUGGACAGGCUGAGCAGCCAGAAGCGCCGAGGGGACCAGCGGGACCUCAGCCACCCUGGGCCACCUGCCAAGGUCUCCAAAGGGAGCCACGAUGCCCUGGUCCCCAACUCGUCCCCCCUCCCCACGAACGGGAUCAGCGGGAGCCCUGAGAGCUUCCCGGGCUCCCUGGAUGGCCCUGAGGUGGGCCGCAUGGACCCCACCGAGAACGACAAGCUUGGCGGCCGGAUCCCUGUCCACGCUGUGCGGCCGCACACCAGCUCCCCGGGCCUGGGCCAGCCCCCCGGCCCCUACGCACAGACUAAGGCCCCGGGGCUGCAGCAGCUGGACCGGGGUGAUGAGACCCCCGGCCCCCCGCACCCCAGGGGACCCCGCUGCUCCUUCAGCCCCCGGAACUCACGGCACGAAGGCUCCUUUGCCCGGCAGCGCAGCCCCUGCACGCCCAAGGGCUCCGUGUCCAGCCCCUCGCCGCGGUUACAGCCCCUUGAUGCCCACCAGGUGCCGUCACCACUACCAACGUGCACGCCCCCCGUGCGGCGGCUAGAGCUGCCGCUGCGCGGGGAGAGCCCAGGCGGCUGGCCGGAGCCCGCGGAGAGCCGCCCCCGCCUGGCCGGCCCGCUGCCCUCGGAGCCCAUGCCCCGCGCCGGCUUCUCCCCAGACCCUUCCAGGGCGGACAGCGACGCAGCCGCCUCUGGGGGUGCGGACAGCAGGAAGAAGAAGCGGUACCGGCCCCGCGACUACACCGUGAACUUGGACGGGCAGGUGGCCGAGGCGGGCAUCAAGCCUGUGCGGUUAAAAGAGCGGAAGCUCACGUUUGACCCCAUGACGAGACAGAUCAGGCCUCUGACCCAGAAGGAGCCGGCGCGGGCGGGCAGCCCCACGGCCCCGGAGCAGGUGAGGACAGAGCAGGCGCCGGCCGAGGCCAGGGUCAGCCUGCAGAGCCCCUUCGAGCAGACGAACUGGAAGGAGCUGUCGGGCAACGAGAUCAUCCAGUCGUACCUGAGCCGGCAGAGCAGCCUGCUGCUGUCGUCGGGCACGCAGACGCCCGGGGCCCACCACUUCAUGUCCAAGUACCUGAAGCAGGAGGAGAGCCGGCUCGGGGCCAGGCAGCCGCACGUGCUGCGGCCGCACAGCCCGCCCACGGACCUGCCCGGGCUCAGCCGCGAGGUCACGCAGGACGAUCUCGACAGAAUCCAGGCCCACCAGUGGCCUGGUGUCAACGGGUGUCAGGACACGCAGGGUAACUGGUAUGACUGGACGCAGUGCAUAGCGCUCGACCCGCAUGGCGACGACGGGCGGUUGAAUGUCCUGCCGUACGUUUGCCUAGACUGAGGGGCCCCGGUGCUGGCCGGGGGGUGUGGGGGGCUGGGCCGGGCAGCAGGGGCUCUCCGCAGCUGCCCCCCAAACUCUCCUUCUUCUGUGAAAUGCUGCUACCAGUUUACUAACAAAAUGGCAAAGGAAGGACCGCGCAGAAGGAAGGAAGCGAGUUCAGAACUCGAGCAAGCCAGCUGUAAGAUGCCCCUGGCCGCCAGGCCAGGCCCCCGGGGCAGGGCUCCCCACAGCCCCAGGAGCACACGCCUCAGCCCCGGGCAGGGGCUGGGGGGGCCACCACGUCAUCUGGCUCCAGUUCAGGCCCCCGUUGUUGAAAUGCUGCACAGGUUGAGUUUCCUUGCGUUUCUUUCCCCGGCCCCUCCCGUCUGAGCAGCAGCCAGGACACCGUGGUGCCCGGGAGCCACAGGGCGUCCCCACGGUAGCUGGCAGCUCCUAAGCAUUCCUCCAGACGCGUUUGCCUUAUGGUUCUUGGUCAUGACCGCGAGUCGCAGAAACAGGCGCCUUAGUGGACAGCCAGCCCAGGCCUUCUGCCCCCGGACGCAGAAGGGCAACUUUGCUAUUUGGUCCAGUAAAUGGACACCUUGUGAUAGAAAUGUGGAAAUAAAAAAAAAAAAUCAUUUGCACAAACUGGUCUGAGAAUGUCCUCCUGUUGGGCCCCUGCCAGGGGGCUGUAUCCAGCACCCUCCAGCCCCGAGCUAGCAGGGGGCAGCUCCUGGAGGGCCAGGUCACCUCAUCUGUGCCCCCCCCCGGCCCUGCAGGGGGUGCCCACACCGGGUGGCUGGGGAGUGGGGGUGCCCACAUGU